Messenger RNA from Acanthosepion pharaonis, 1488 nucleotides. The record is from the annotation of a GenBank genome assembly. NCBI's taxonomy places the organism in Eukaryota, Metazoa, Mollusca, Cephalopoda, Sepiida, Sepiidae.
AUGUUUACCACUAAGCCUGAUGAUCUUACGGAAAUUACCGUACAAUACCGAAGUCUAAUCGUUUCUGAGUUUGGCACGAACAUCGUCUCCAGCCCACAAUUUAAGGACUGUUGCCGUCACAGAUCAAUCAAAAUGGUUAUCAAGAAGGUUCAUUCUCGUCAAAUCUUUGACAGCCGUGGCAACCCAACUGUUGAAGUUGACUUGUGGACUGAAAAGGGCAUGUUCCGGGCUGCAGUCCCUAGUGGUGCCUCAACUGGUAUCUAUGAGGCUCUUGAAAUGAGAGACAAGGAUCCUAAAAAAUACCAUGGCAAAAGUGUCUUCAAUGCUGUUGACAAUGUGAAUAAAGUUAUUGCUCCUGCUCUAGCUGAUAAAAAAAUGGAUGAGAAAGAUCAAACAGCAGUAGAUAAUUUUCUUCUUUCCCUUGAUGGCACAGAAAAUAAAAGUAAGCUUGGAGCUAAUGCUAUUCUUGGAGUAUCUCUGGCUGUCUGCAAAGCUGGUGCUGCUGCUAAGGGUGUUCCUUUGUACCGCCAUAUUGCCGAUUUAGCUGGAAACAAGGAUGUCAUUCUCCCUGUGCCUGCCUUCAAUGUUAUCAAUGGUGGUAGCCAUGCUGGUAACAAGCUGGCUAUGCAAGAAUUUAUGAUCCUUCCAACUGGGGCCAAGAGCUUUACGGAGGCCAUGAGAAUGGGUACCGAAGUCUACCAUCAUUUGAAAUCUGUAAUCAAGAAGAAAUAUGGUCAAGAUGCUUGCAAUGUAGGAGAUGAGGGUGGUUUUGCUCCAAACAUUUUGGACAACAAAGAGGGUCUGGAACUGUUGAAGACUGCAAUUGCAAAUGCUGGCUACACUGCCGAAAUUGAAAUUGGCAUGGAUGUUGCUGCUUCUGAGUUCUGCAAGGAUAAGAAGUAUGACCUGGAUUUCAAGAACCCUAACUCUAAUCCCAACGAUUGGCUUACUUCUGACCAAUUGGCUGAUGUCUACAAAGAUUUUGUUAAGAAUUAUCCAGUUGUGUCUAUUGAAGAUCCUUUUGACCAAGAUGAUUGGGAAGCUUACACAAAAAUGACCGCUGAUACAAGCAUCCAGAUUGUUGGGGAUGAUCUCUUGGUCACUAAUCCCAAGAGAGUACAGAAGGGAAUUGACUUAAAGGCUGCUAAUGCCCUCCUCCUCAAAGUCAACCAGAUUGGCUCCGUUACUGAAUCAAUCCAAGCGUGCAAAAUGUCUCAAAAUGCUGGCUGGGGAGUGAUGGUCUCUCACCGUAGCGGUGAGACUGAGGAUACUUUUAUUGCUGAUUUGGUAGUUGGUCUCUGCACCGGACAGAUCAAGACUGGUGCUCCUUGCCGAUCAGAACGUCUCGCCAAGUACAACCAGAUUCUUCGUAUUGAGGAAGAAUUGGGUGACAAAGCUGUGUUUGCUGGCAAGAAAUUCCGCAACCCACUCAAUAUUGCAAAGAAGUGUCACUGUCACGUAGUGAUUCAGGUUAAAGUUGAUAUCUAG